CAAAUACAGAACAACGACAACAAAGCCAAUGAAGGAAGAAACGAAUAGCAUCAAAAAUCGAUUUCAACGUUUAUAUAAAAGCCUGAGCUUUCAUUCAAACUUUUCCUCUCGGGAAAAUCGGUGGCAAGUGAAGUAAAUAGAUCCGAACCCAUGGUGAAACUCGGGAGUUUCUGGGUUAUCAUCAUCCUCUUAUCAAUCCAAUUCAAGGGUUCGUUUGGAUCCGAAUCAACUAAGGAAGCUUACGUCACACUUUUGUACGGAGAUGAGUUCUUAUUGGGAGUUAGAGUAUUGGGUAAAUCGAUUCGAGACACCGGAUCAUCUAACAAGGAUAUGGUCGUUUUGGUCUCUGAUGGUGUUUCCGACUACUCUAAGUUGCUGCUUAAGGCCGAUGGAUGGAGAGUAGAAAAUAUUACUUUGCUAGCAAAUCCAAACCAAGUUCAUCCCAAGAGAUUCUGGGGUGUCUAUACAAAGCUUAAAAUUUUUAACAUGACUGAUUACAAGAAAGGUUUCAGCUUUAAGUAUGGGGAACCAUCAUGAAUAUGAAAUGGCCAGUAAAGUCGUAAAGAUUUAUGACUUAGCGUACGAGAAGGCAAAGGGAAUGCUCCUUAAAAAUCGCCGUGUCCUUGAGAAAAUCACUGAGGAGCUACUCGAAUUUGAGAUCUUGACUCAAAAGGAUUUAGAAAGACUUGUUCAUGAGAAUGGCGGGAUUCGGGAAAAGGAACCUUUCUUUCUCUCUGGAACCAGUUACAACGAGCCAUUGUCAAGGAGCUUCCUUGAUGCUGGAGAUUCGCCGGAAUCUGUACCUCUGAGUGCACCAACCUAAAAAAAGCCAUGAAAUAUGAUUCCAUACGUUGAUGAUAGAGUUUCUUGCAGAUGCAGGAGUGAAAUUUCUUGCUGAUUGCAAAUUUUGUUCUUGUGUUCACCAGAUGAGAUUAGUUUAGUUUGCCAAGUUUGAGACUAGAGAUUCAUAUAUACAUCUUGUCAACUAUAAAACAACUGAAAGUUUCCUUGUCCUAUUAUUCGACUAUAUGUCUGUGAUUCUUACUGUUUGUUUAUAAUAAUAAAGUUAU
Molecule: messenger RNA, 1070 nt
Organism: Eutrema salsugineum
Lineage: Eukaryota; Viridiplantae; Streptophyta; Magnoliopsida; Brassicales; Brassicaceae
Product: probable inactive ATP-dependent zinc metalloprotease FTSHI 5, chloroplastic
Exons: 6
Coding region: 521-823 (100 amino acids)
Biological process (GO): proteolysis
Molecular function (GO): ATP-dependent peptidase activity; metalloendopeptidase activity; ATP binding
Source: RefSeq, a predicted model, not a curated record